Molecule: messenger RNA, 689 nt
Organism: Phragmites australis (common reed)
Lineage: Eukaryota; Viridiplantae; Streptophyta; Magnoliopsida; Poales; Poaceae
Product: cyclin-B1-2-like
Exons: 4
Coding region: 69-491 (140 amino acids)
Biological process (GO): proteasome assembly
Cellular component (GO): cytoplasm; nucleus
Source: RefSeq, a predicted model, not a curated record
CUUUCCUUUCUUUCCCGCAAAGAAAGAAGAGCGAGAGCGAGAGAGAAGAGAGAGCAGCGGCGGCGAGGAUGGCGAGCAGCGGCAUGAAGAGGGAGAUCAACGAGACCCACGACGCCCUGCGCUUCGGCAUCAACGCUGGCGUCAAGGCCGAUCUUGCGCCGCCUCACCCGCUCCAGUCCACCAUCCAAUCGGAGGCCAAGUUCUGGGCGGACAAGAAGAGGUUCGGGACGGAGGCCAUCUACGGAUCCGCCUUCAACAUCCGCAAGGAUCUCGAUGCCCAAAUCCUCUCCAGGUUCCAGAGGCCACCUGGGGCUCUGCCAUCAUCUAUGCUUGGAUAUGAGGCCCUGACAGGUUCCCUCGAUGAUUUUGGAUUUGAAGAUUAUCUUAACAUGCCUCAAGAUUCUGACAGUUUCCGUCAACCUGACAUGCACCAUGGAAUGGAGGUUCGCCUUGGUUUAUCGAAGGGACCUAUUUGCCCUAACUUCAGUUGAUCUUAUCCAUGAGCUUCAAUUGGUCUCAUCCAUGUAGUUCUCGCAAUACGUUGUGCUCCGGUCAGUAGACCAUAUUAUGAUGUUGAAAAGUGAAAACUGAUGGGGUUGCAUCUGUUUAGUUUCGUGUUUCAAUCAACGCCGAAUUUGCUGUUUAUCCUAUUUGAAAUUCUAUAUAUACUUUUGCUAGUUGCUUUGCCA